Molecule: messenger RNA, 4827 nt
Organism: Macrosteles quadrilineatus (aster leafhopper)
Lineage: Eukaryota; Metazoa; Arthropoda; Insecta; Hemiptera; Cicadellidae
Gene: Stt3B
Product: dolichyl-diphosphooligosaccharide--protein glycosyltransferase subunit STT3B
Exons: 15
Coding region: 159-2444 (761 amino acids)
Biological process (GO): post-translational protein modification
Cellular component (GO): membrane
Molecular function (GO): dolichyl-diphosphooligosaccharide-protein glycotransferase activity
Source: RefSeq, a predicted model, not a curated record
UGCUAAAGAUGCUACGCUUCGGCUUCACUGUGUUGUGUUGUGUGUUGUGGUGGCCGCUGCUGGUUGGUUAGAGAACUAGAGUGGUGUUUCAUUCAGUUUCAGUUUGUUGUGUUUUAUCAUCACGGCAUUGUCCGAUUUAUUUAGGUGCUAAAGUAGUUAUGAAGUCUUUACUUUCCAACCCGGCUGGUUGGAAAAGUUUAAUUACAUUUACGGUUUUAUUGUUAGCAUGGGUUUCUGGAUUCGCAUCUAGACUUUUUGCUGUAAUCAGAUUUGAGAGCAUAAUCCAUGAAUUCGAUCCAUGGUUCAACUACAGAGCUACGGCUUACAUGGUCCAACAUGGAUUCUACAAUUUCCUCAACUGGUUUGACGAAAGAGCCUGGUAUCCUCUGGGCCGAAUUGUAGGUGGUACAGUGUAUCCUGGUCUUAUGAUAACAUCAGGUGCUAUACACUAUGUGCUUCACACACUCAACAUUCCUGUUCACAUCAGGGACAUUUGUGUCUUCCUAGCUCCCAUAUUCAGUGGACUCACAGCUAUCUCCACCUACCUGCUGACCAAGGAACUGUGGAGUGCUGGUGCUGGUUUGUUUGCAGCCUGCUUCAUAGCUAUUGUUCCUGGAUACAUCAGUCGCUCAGUCGCUGGCAGUUACGACAAUGAAGGCAUUGCCAUUUUUGCACUUCAGUUUACAUAUUACUUAUGGGUGAAGUCGGUGAAAACAGGAUCCAUUUUCUGGGCUUGUUUGGCUGCCCUGUCAUACUUUUAUAUGGUGUCAGCAUGGGGGGGCUACGUGUUCAUCAUCAACCUGAUUCCACUACAUGUGUUUGUGCUGCUCAUCAUGGGAAGGUUCUCCAACCGUCUGUUCACUAGUUACACCACCUUCUACAUCCUGGGACUGUUGUUCUCCAUGCAGAUUCCGUUUGUUGGCUUCCAACCUAUACGUACCAGUGAACACAUGGCAGCUUCAGGUGUUUUCAUGCUUCUAAUUGCUGUGGCGGCACUCAAGUACAUGCAGAGUUUCCUGUCCAAAGCGGAGUUCCGUUACUUGUUCACAUUCGCCACGUUGGGAGCUGCAGGAGUCGUGUUUUCCACUGUAGUUGUGCUGACAUACGCUGGAGUCAUUGCUCCAUGGAGUGGCAGAUUCUACUCCCUGUGGGAUACCGGGUAUGCCAAAAUCCACAUCCCCAUCAUAGCUUCUGUGUCAGAACAUCAGCCUACUACUUGGUUCUCCUUCUUUUUUGACCUUCACAUCUUGGUCACAACAUUCCCUGUUGGUUUGUGGUACUGCAUUAAAGAGAUCAAUGAUGAACGAGUGUUUGUGGUCCUGUACGCCAUCAGUGCCGUCUACUUUGCCGGAGUGAUGGUCAGACUGAUGCUGACUCUGACACCAGUCGUAUGUAUCCUGUCUGGAGUGGCCUUCUCUCGUCUUCUGGAGCUGUUCCUCAAGGAGGAGGACAACCCUAUGCAAGAUAAUGAGGACGGAUCAGACAGCACCAACAUGUAUGACAAGGCUGGCAAGCUGCGCAAGAUGAAGCAUGAGCAGCAGAAGGAGGUCGAUGGCCUAGGAGCCAACAUCCGAGGUGUUGUGAUUGUAGGUGUAGUGAUGAUGUUACUGAUGUUUGCUGUUCACUGUACUUGGGUUACCAGCAAUGCCUACUCCAGCCCCAGCAUUGUGCUAGCCUCAUACAGCAAUGAUGGGUCACGUCAGAUCUUGGAUGACUUCCGUGAGGCGUACCACUGGCUGUCCCACAAUACUGCCAGUGACGCAAGGGUGAUGAGCUGGUGGGACUAUGGCUACCAGAUUGCAGGCAUGGCUAACAGAACUACUUUGGUAGAUAACAACACUUGGAAUAACAGCCACAUCGCUCUGGUUGGUAAGGCAAUGUCAUCGACCGAAGAAGAUGCUUACAAGAUAAUGUUAUCCUUGGAUGUAGACUAUGUUCUGGUGAUCUUUGGUGGAGUGAUCGGCUACUCUGGUGAUGAUAUCAACAAGUUUCUAUGGAUGGUUCGUAUUGCUGAAGGAGAGCAUCCAAAAGACAUCAGGGAGAGUGACUACUUCACAGACAGAGGAGAGUUCAGAGUAGAUGCAGAAGGAUCUCCUACUCUACUCAACUGCCUCAUGUACAAACUCAGCUAUUAUCGCUUUGGAGAUCUUAAGUUGGACUAUAGGAGUCCCGCAGGUUAUGACAGAACUCGUAAUGUCAUCAUAGGCAACCAAAACUUUGACCUUACGUACCUGGACGAGGCUUAUACAACUGAGCAUUGGCUUGUUCGCAUUUAUAGAGUAAAAAAGGAAGAUGAUUUUAAUAGACCUAGAAUCCCGGUUGGAGAAAGAAAAAUCAAACGCACAGAAGUUUUUGUAUCCAAAAAGACAAGUCGACGGAGGAAAGGGAGUAUAAAGAAUAGGCCUGUAGUUGUGAAAGGAAAGAAGAACCCAACAAAGACAUAGUGCCACGCUUCGCCUCGCACACAAGUGGUUGGGCUCUUGGACAACUCACGCGAGUGCCCUUUAGAGCAGUGAACACCAUAUGUAUAUACUUUAUACAUACUGUUUGAAUGAUGUUUCAAAUUGUUUAUUUUUGGGUUUUAUUGUUGUGCAAUAGAAAAUGGAACAACUCUUGAAACAAAUUUCCUUAUUUAGAAUGGUUUAGAGUAUUCUCAUUAGAGAUAAAAUGUUGUUAUGUGGGUUACUGUGGAUGAAUGUUGAUAUUCAUUUGUUAUAAUAUCGAUGGUUGACAAAUAGGUUUAUAGGUUUACAAUUUAAUGACACUAUUAAUUUAUUUUAGACGUGAUAAGUAGACAAUGAGUACUACUGAUAUAAAUUUAAACAUUUAAUGAUAUUUCUGCUAUUACUUUUCAGAUACUUAAACAAAACAUUUAAUUUCUUUACUUUAAAAAAGGUCACUAAUUUCCAGCCUCACACUUUUCAUGGAGUCGGCUCUAGCUUUUGUUGAGUAUAUGUAAGAGUUUUAACAGGUCUCCUAUCCUCUCAGAGAGUCACCACUGUCCUGUCUAUUGUCUAUACAGUGAUGUUGCAGAAUCAACAAACUUAUAGUUAGUUAGUCUGGGCAGUAGUUGCUUUGUUAGAUGCUUCAUAGUCAAAACUACUGAAGCAGUAAAAAAAAAAAAAUACUAGACAAAAAUAUAUAAUUAUUUAAUAAAAUUAAAAUGUUAAUGUUAGAUAUGCUUUUAAGUCACAAUUCCUUUUUUCAAUUUGAUAUCAUAGUGCUCGAAUUGUAUAAAGCACGAAACUAAAUGUAAACAAAAGGUCCUAUUUUCAAUUAGGCUAAAUCUUUAAAAAAUCAAGUUUAUUUUUAUUACGAAUAAUAUUAAUUUGGAGGACAAGUACUUCACUUUUUAAAAUGCAUUUUGUCUAAUUUCUUAAGAUUAUUAAAAACUUGUCAAUCUUUGGACACCCAAUUAGUUCAUAUUAAUAAGUGUUUACUGUAAACAGUUUCUUACAUCAAGAUAAUGUCGUUACGAAUAAAUUAGCAUGUAAAUAGGUGGUACACUACUGCCAUUUUUUAAGAAGGUUUUGCAAAAUUGGAAUGUUUGAACAAAUUUUGUAAAAUAAUUGAUCAAAAAAUUUUACUUUGUUCAAUCCUAUUUGCUUGUUAUAUAUUUAUAAAUCACGUAUUGUGUAUGAACAACAUGCAGAAACAAAAGUCAAAUGAACAAUCAUGACACACACUUUCUAAAUGUUUUUUACUGAAAAAUGAGGGAACUUGUAUGAACUUGUAUCAAGUUGUAAGAACAUGUGUCAAUUUGUGUUUUGGAAAUAACUUUGUUUAUUAUUUUGAUCAAAGAAGUUUAUGAAUACACUAAUUGAGUUAGGAUGGAUUAUAUGAUUAUAUCCUAUUGGCUAGUGUUUAUUUUCAAUUUAAUCAAAGCAGGAGUUAAGCAGAGUUUUCCUUCUGAACUGAUUUAUAGGUUUUUGAAAAAUAUGCUUUACUUAAAAAAUGUGGGUUACGUUUCUUUGUAAAAAAUGACACAAUAUGGCCCGCCGCACAUUGGAGCGAGGCGAAGUGCAGGCGAGGCGCGACUGAUUCUGUAAUACACGUGUUUAAAUGGAGCACCGCACAUUGAGCAGAGGCUGCGCGCAGCCUCCGAGGCAGCCUCUGUCAGGCCUCCGCGGCGUUGUAGUUGGAAUACUGUUUUCCUGCACCUCGCUCGCGCCUGCGUUGGUUUUCUAGUGUUUUGUGAGUGAAAGAUAUAGUAAUGGAGCAUUUAAUUCAGAUGGCUUGGCUAUAUGUUGCUGAGCAUUGCAUUCCUUUCCACUAAUACCACUUUCAAUCAAGUUAUGGAUAUAAUCAAACUGUUGUUUUUUCACACGAAAAUAUUCUCCAAAAGACCAGUCUGGCAGUUCAGUAGUUAAAACAUAGUCUCCACUCCAUGGCUUAAUCUUUUUUUCAUGUAAUCACGUUUCCAAAAACAUUUUUUACUUUUUUCGGAUAGCGAAUAGAGUCAAACGUAAUUAUUAAACUCACAAUCAGAAUCAGUAAGGUCCAAAGAAUCUUCCUCUACUCGCGACGAUAGGGCCAAAGCUAGGAAACCUCUGUCCCGCCAUGUGCGGUGACACGAAAAAGUCCUCCCUCCCGCCUGCAUCUAGCCUGCACCUCACCUGCUCCUCGCCUCGCUUCAAUGUGCGGCGGGCCUAUAACUUCUUAUAGUCUAUCAGCAGAUUUGUAUUAGUCUCACUUAUGUAACCUAACCUCAAAAUCACAUUACCAAGUAGUUGUAGGAUCGGGUGUUACUCUACUAGGAUAAAUUCCUAACUAAAGGCUAUUGGAAGUUGUUUUGCACCUUUGUAAAUAAUAAAAAUGUUAAGCUCA